UGACGUGGAGCUGUACGCCUACCUCUCGAGCAGGGUCUGCUGGGAGUCGGCGCUCCAGGUUUUUAAAGGUAUGGUGCUGGGAGCCGUAGGGGUCUGCCGAGCGGGCCUCGGCUACUCGGAAACGAGGGGGCAAGAGGCGGGAAUAGGAGCCCCGACGGAAGCUCCGCGGCCUGCUGUGAAGCAAGCCCGUCUCUUUCUGCUCUGCGUCUACCUGGUGGGAUUCUUGGAUUUGUUUGGUGUCAGCAUGGUUGUCCCUUUAUUGAGCAUUCACAUUAAGUCUCUUGGAGCAAGUCCAGCAGUUGCUGGAAUUGUCGGCUCCUCCUAUGGCAUUCUGCAGCUCUUUUCUAGCCCAGUGGUGGGCUCCUGGAGUGAUGUGGUUGGAAGGCGGUUUUCCUUGCUGGUGUGUAUUCUCUUCAGUGGCUUGGGUUAUCUUAUUCUUGGAGCAUCUACGAAUAUAUUUGUAUUUGCUCUCGCCAGAGUCCCUGUGGGUAUUUUUAAACAUACACUCUCCAUUUCAAGGGCUUUGCUUUCUGAUCUGGUUCCAGAGAAGGAAUGGCCAUUAGUCAUUGGACAGUUAAAUGCAGCAUCUAGUGUGGGCUUCAUUUUGGGACCCAUGGUCAGUGGCUAUCUUAUUGAACUAGAUGGUGGGUUUUAUCUCAUAUGCCUCAUCUGUUUUUCUGUCUUCCUUCUCAAUGCUGGUCUUGUUUGGCUGUUUCCAUGGAGUGAAAUAAAAAUCAGUAGUACGAAGAAUAGCCUGGGAUUGGGUAAGAACUAUGCAUCUUUGGGAAAGACAGACCAUGAAGUUCAGGAGGCAAGCCCUACCCCUGGGAUCAUGGUGAGUGAGAAGACGCCUAGGCCAUUCUGGAUGGAAGUCAUGUCCACACUGCAGGACGUGAAGAGCCUGGUAUUUUCUGAAAUGUGGGACAUAUUUCUAGUACGUUUGCUGAUGGCCAUGGCAGCCCUGCUAUACCACAGUAAUUUUGUCUUGGCUCUCAAGGAGCGCUUCGGGGUGAGGCCCAUGGUGGCAGGCUACCUCAUCAGUUACAGCAGCACCCUGGGGGCCCUGGCUGGUUUGGUUCUGGGUCCAGUCCUGCGGCUGUAUAGGCACAACUCCCACAGGGUUCUGCUGCACUCCAGUAUGCUCACCUUCUUGCUCCUGUUGCUCUAUUCCAUGGCCCCCACCAUGAGAACUGUCAUUUUCUCCUCCACGCUCCUGGCUUUCUCCACGGCCAUUGGCAGGACUUGUAUUACAGACCUCCAACUAACUGUGGGUAGGGCCCAUGCCAGGGGCACCCUCAUAGGCUUGGGGCAAUCAGUGACAGCAGUGGGCCGAGUCAUGGCCCCCAUCCUCUCUGGAGUUGCCCAGGAAGUCAGUCCUUGUGGCCCACCCAGUCUGGGGGCUGCAUUAACCUUGGUAGCUGUUUUCAUAAUGUCACUAAACAAAUCUCGCUAUGGUGGUGAUAGGACUGAUAGAUUAAAAAGUGAAUAGAAUGAAUUUAGAUGACACAAAGAAGCAAAAUUGAUGGUGGUGAAUGAGGGGCAGAGGCCAAGUGAGAAGGGUGUUUUGGAAAGGGUGAGUGAUCUAAGUGAAAAGGCAUAUUUCUACUCCAGUUCAUCCAGGUCAGCCUCCAGCUCUGCAUUCAGCCCUGUGGAUGAUCAGAAGUCAGAGCCUUGCCAAAGGGGAACAUAUUAAAUAUAUACUUAAAAGUCUUUUCUUCCCAUGUGGAUCAGUGAGGAUAAAUCCAGGGGAAAAGAGCUACCAGCUACAGGAUAAGAAAAUAGUGAUGGGAUCGGAAAACCUGGCAAGGGCAAGAAGGGAAGAGAUCCAAGUAUUUUCCUUCUCAAUAAAAAUAAGGUAACAUUAGUGCUGAUCAGCUGGGAUACAGGUUCCUUCUCAAUUGUGUAAGUGAAGAGGGAGAUUUUCUGCUAUCAAAAUGCUAGAGAUUGAAGAAGCUGCUUUAUUAAAGCUAGUUUGUCACUUCCUCAAGUCAUAACAAGGUUAUGAAUGCUAGUUCCACCUGGGGACCUGGUUAAAAAUCAGAUGCCCAGCCUCACCCCAGAGACUGAUUACAUGGGCCUAGGUGAGGCCAGAUAUCUGUUGUAUAUGGUUAAGUACCACUUGCAGUUCCUCAUGGAAUUUGAAAAAGGAUUUGAUUAGAGUAAAACCCAGGGAGAGAUUUGAUUGUUUUAUUGGUAGCUAACUCAGUUUGGACUGUCUGUUAAAAUGUAAUCACAGUGUGUUAUACUUUCCCCAGCUACUAGCAUUGUAUCCCAUAACAUUUGUACAGAAUAUGAGUGUCAGGUGUCAUACCUUACUGGAGGGACUUAACUCUAGAGUGUCUUGUGUUGAAAAUAAUUUCCUUUAUUUUACUAUCACACCUGUGCAUAGAAGAGCUGUGUUUGUCUACAGAGACACAUUUUGGUGUGCAUUUUCCUAGGCCUAGACUGAACUGCCAUUCCAAAAUUACUGCCCAAGGGAUAAGGGGCCCAGAAUGAAGUUAGCACAGGCUCACACAAAGGCAUUUGUAAAGCACAUCCUGACUUAUUGGGAUGACAUCAGUUAUUAAUAAAAAUUACUUAAGAGCUCCCUCUGUUUUCCUUGUACAAAUCACCAAAGUGCACAUUCCUGUCAACCUUCUUAAUUAGCCCAGUAAGAUAUUAUUCCUACUUUCACCCUAAUGCACAUAUAAUUGUAAAUAAUAUUUUAAUACCCUGAUUUUUUAUAAUUUGAGUACUUCCUGGGUGUUAAGCAGAAAAAAUAUUUCUGUAGUUUUAGAAAUUGCAUAUGGGGUAAACUCAAGUACAUAUGAUAACAAAUUGAUUGGAAAUUUGAAGAUUGUUGUUUAUGAGAAAAAUAUAAACUUUUUAUUGUGUUGUAAUUCUGAACUUUUAUAUUGGGUUGGCCAAAAAGUUGGUUUGGUUUCUGUAAGAUGGCUCUAGUA
Phyllostomus hastatus (greater spear-nosed bat) is the source of this 2942-nucleotide messenger RNA. It is a transcript of the gene SLC67A2, whose product is annotated as major facilitator superfamily domain containing 9. Gene Ontology annotation, biological process: transmembrane transport. Lineage: Eukaryota; Metazoa; Chordata; Mammalia; Chiroptera; Phyllostomidae. The coding region runs from base 71 to 1489 and encodes 472 amino acids. Gene Ontology annotation, molecular function: transmembrane transporter activity. The transcript has 6 exons. The record is from RefSeq and is a predicted model, not a curated record.